Molecule: messenger RNA, 2369 nt
Organism: Dufourea novaeangliae
Lineage: Eukaryota; Metazoa; Arthropoda; Insecta; Hymenoptera; Halictidae
Product: protein unc-93 homolog A
Exons: 7
Coding region: 139-1845 (568 amino acids)
Biological process (GO): regulation of potassium ion transport; regulation of muscle contraction
Cellular component (GO): striated muscle dense body; plasma membrane
Molecular function (GO): potassium channel regulator activity
Source: RefSeq, a predicted model, not a curated record
AUGAGAAUUACAACGAUGAUAAUGACUCCGUACUUCCUUGACGAUGAUCUGACUAGAAUAAAAAAAAAAUGCUCGAACGAUUAUAAGUAAUAAAAAUCAAUAAAAGAAACAGAAAAAGGGAUAACAGGAAACUGAAUCAUGGGAUCCUUGCCAAAUCUUCACGAAUUGUCGAAGGACAAACUCGAGAGUCCUGCUUUCAGACCAGCACCGAUUGGUGGUUUAGGACCUAUACGACUGCCAGCUCAACCUCCACCAUUAGCACACACACAUAGGCGCGUUAGAAGCAGUGGUCACCACCAUAAUCUGUGGGAUAACGAUGCUAUGCUAGAGCACAUGGCAGCUUAUUCGCCCAUCUCCUGCCGUUCCACAAGGACAUCCGCUCUAUCAUGGCGGCGACGGGACUCUAUGAAUUCCUCGGCGGGAGCAUCAUCCGUGCGUCGUCUAAUCGCCGCGGUCAGAGCAGCGCCUUCCGGUCCGCGACCGCCGAAAAAAGCGAUUCUUAGGCAUUGCGCGGCCCUCCUUCUAGGACACGCAAGCUGUUCAGCCGCUACGCUGCCCAUGUUCCCGUUGCAAGCUGGUCUCGGUAUAUUUAAUCCCCAACUGGGACCGAUGCUUCUAGCUCUUCUUUUCGCGACUGCGACCAUCACCAGUUGUUUUGCACCGAUAUUCGUGCAGAAACUUGGUACGAAUCUUGCGAUAAGUACCAGCCACGUGGCUACCACAUUCUUCGUUGGGGUACAUCUUUAUCCAAAGUGGUAUGUACUAUUACCCAGCUAUGCAAUUCUGGGUGCAUGUAUUACACCGAAUUUCAUAGCACGAGUUUCGCAUGUAAACACAUCAGCAACUAGCUUAGCUCUUGUAUGCGUUGAUCCUGAAGAUCCUGAUGAAACAAGACGCGAGUGCCUUCUGAGACGACUUAAUCGAGGAAUUAAAUUAGCAGAAGAUAUAGGUCUUGCACUGGGUUGUUUAAUUGCUGCCAUACUUGUAAAACUAACAGAUUCAAUACCUUCCGGCACAUUGAACAAUGAAAUAAAUGAUAUGUGUGGAGCAGAGUAUUGUCCAGAGGAAAUUUACCUUUACAAUGGCACAAUUAACACACCAACACUACCAUAUGGAACAUCAACGAUACUGGUCAGCAUAUGGCUUGGUCUUGCUGUAUUAGGCUUAAGCAUAUCUUGUGCUUUUCUGGAUUCCAGAAUGAAAGAACCACAGAAUGUAAACGAAAAACACAGUACGCAAAACAUUCUUGCAUCUGUAAAAUCUGCAUUUCAAGACCCUAAAUUACAAUUGGCUGCGCCACUAACUCUUUUUAUUGGUCUUGAACAGGGACUUAUCUAUGCUGAUUUUAUAGAGGCAUAUGUAGUCUGUGCUUUGGGAGGAGCUGGUACAGUAACUCUUAGUUUUUUAAGUUUGGCAUCUUUACAAGCUCUUGCUGGUGUAACACUAUCGAUGUUGUUAAGACACAUUAAACGAUACUUUGUUGUAGUUGUUGGGUUUGUAUUCCAUGCUUGUUUACUGCUGGUUCUGAUCACCUGGAGACCAUCUGGCGAUGAUCCAGCACUCUUUCACGUUAUAUCUGCUGCUUGGGGAGUUUGCAAUUCCAUUUGGGAAACUCUGAUAUAUACAUUAGUGCUGGGUUUAUAUCCAAAUUCUUGGCAAGGACCUUUAUCAACGUCUCUUUUUUGGAGGUGGCUUGGUCUUGCCUUAACACUGGGUUUACAUGGACUAGUUUGUACACGGUUUAGAGUACUUGGCCUUGCUUGUGUGUUACUUCUGUCCGUGGUUCCUUACAUAUGGUUAGAGAUCAGACUAGCAAAAAGGGGUAAAAGCCUGGCACCAUUGUGACUGGAAAAUUCGACUAUAAGUGAUCAUGGGUCAAGCAUCAUCAAGACAGAAGCUCGUUACAGAGAUUGAGACAAACUCGUUCCAUUCAGCUUAAGGACGACGAAGAGACACAACAGAACCAGGAAACAUUUUGUGGAACACGAUAGAAUUAAAGCGAAGAGGUGUUCACGACGGAGAGCUCAUAGCGUUGCUUUUGCGACCAAUGUUGAACAGAAUACAAUCACAAAGGAUAUUCCGUCGCAGCGUUCACCAACAACCGCGGACAACCAAAGAAAAACUACUAAAGCUGAUGACAGCACUGUUCUUCCUGUCUCUUCAAACUGAACGUCUAAUAAACUUUCGACAUCUCCCACAUUUAAGUGCUAGACUGGGACGAAUAAUAAGGUCAGUUUCGAAUUAAUCACCUUUAGUUAUAUUUUAAUUUUACUGUAACACUUUUCUAUUCUUGUACAUCUAAAUAUUCGCCAUAAAAUUUACAUUUCGACUAUAAUAUUGAAUAUUCAAUCAGUAUCUAAUCCCAGACA